AUGGCUCCCAUCCGCAUCGGCUUCAUCGGCCUCAGCGCCACCGGUAGCUGGGGCAGCUCGGCCCAUUUGCCAUACUUGAAAUCCUCUCAAAAGUAUCAGAUCACGGCGCUGCUCAACUCCAGCGUCGCGUCCGCCGAGGCGGCCAUCGCGGCGCACGGCCUCGACCCGGCCACGACCAAAGCCUACGGCUCGCCCGCCGACCUGGCGGCCGACCCGGACAUCGACCUGGUCGUCUGCAGCGUGCGCGUCGACAAGCACUUCCCCCUCCUCCGCCCCAUCCUGCAGAGCAGCAAGAGCGUCAAGGCCGUCUACUGCGAGUGGCCGCUGGGCGGGAACCUGGCCGAGGCCGAGGAGCUGGCCGCCCUGGCCAAGUCGCGCGGCAUCCGGACGCUGGUGGGCUUGCAGGGCCGCCGCACGCCUGUGCUGCAGAAGGUGAAGGAGGUGAUUGAUUCAGGCAGGAUCGGCGAGGUGCUCAGCGUCAACGUGACGGGGACUGCCUACAAUUUCGGCGCUGACGAUUGGGUGAAUCUGGCCUACGUGAACGACAAGAAAGUUGGAGGGAACAUGGUGACGAUUCAUUUCUCACACUAUUUCGACACGGUAACCCAGGCUGUCGGGCAACUCUCGUCCUUUUCCUCGAUUCUAGAGACUAAAAGGCCGACUGUCAACCUACGGGACAAGCCUUUGUCCUACACGCCCGGUCCUUCUGAUCCACCUGCCAAGGUCGUCGAGACGAUUUCGCGUGACACGGCCGACCAGAUCCUCAUCCAAGGACGCUUGGCGUCCGGUGCGCUGAUUUCUUACCACUUGCGCGGUGGACUGGAAUUCCCAGGCGCCCCCGCCUCCGUAUGGUCUAUUUACGGUUCUACCGGAGAGAUCAGGGUAACCACGGCGUCGGCAUCGAUUCACAUCGGAGGUCCUGGACAGACGCUUCAAGUCCACGAUCAAAAGACUGGCCAGGUCGAAACGAUCAGCAUCGACGCGGAAGACGAGUGGGACCAGAAGGAAUAUCCGUGGCCUUCGAGGAACGUCGCGAGGCUGUACGAGGCAUUUGCGGAAGAGGGCAGGGAGCACGAGUACGCUGAUUGGGACGAGGCCAUCGUCAGGCAUCGGUUUGUGGAUGAGCUCUACUGGCGCGAGAAAAAGGACAGCGGCCUGCUCCCCGCGCAGUACGUUAGCGAUACCUACGGAAGUUCGCUGGAGCUGUAA
Messenger RNA from Lasiodiplodia theobromae, 1209 nucleotides. RefSeq names its product Nad-binding rossmann fold oxidoreductase family protein. The record is from RefSeq and is a predicted model, not a curated record. Gene Ontology annotation, molecular function: nucleotide binding. The transcript is spliced from 2 exons. NCBI's taxonomy places the organism in Eukaryota, Fungi, Ascomycota, Dothideomycetes, Botryosphaeriales, Botryosphaeriaceae. Bases 1 to 1209 code for a protein of 402 amino acids.